UACUACAGGCGGUGAGUCUGCGCAUGCGUGCCUGUAGUAAUCCGGUCGCAGCCUGGCUGACGGACGCUGCGUGACAACGAGCUGGUUUCUGCCUCAAAAUGAUGAAACUUCUGCCCAAACUGCUGCUGCUGCUGCUGCUGGCCUUCCCGGCGACCAUCCUCAUCAGAGGGCCGGAGGUGAGCGCCCAGGAUCUGACGGAGGACGAGGAGGCCGAGGCCGUGGACGAAGACGUCGUGGACGACGUGACGGCAGAGGACGAGGACGACGAGGCGGAAGUGGAAGAUGACGAGAACGCGGAACUGACGGAAGAAAAAGAAGAUGAAGAAGAAGAAGCGUUGGUUGGAGAGGUGAAGGCCUCCCCCAACGCUGACACCACCAUCCUGUUCGUCAAAGGAGAAGACUUCCCUGCCAACAACAUCGUCAAGUUCCUGCUCGGCUUCACCAACAAAGGAUCCGAGAACUUCGUAGUCGAGUCUCUGGACGCUUCUUUCCGUUACCCACAGGAUUACCAGUUCUACAUCCAGAACUUCACGGCUCUCCAGCUCGGCAUCGUGGUUCCCCCCAGCAAACAGGCCACCUUCGAGUACUCGUUCAUCCCCGCCGAGCCGAUGGGAGGGCGGCCGUUUGGACUCGUCAUCAACCUCAACUACAAGGACGGCAACGGAAACAUUUUCCAGGACGCCGUGUUCAACCAGACGGUGACCCUCACCGAGAGAGAGGACGGACUGGACGGAGAGACGAUCUUCAUGUACGUCUUCCUGUCAGGCCUCAGCCUGCUGGUCGUCGUUGGCCUUCACCAGCUGCUGGAGUCCAGAAAGAGGCGGCGUCCAGCUCCAAAGGUGGAAAUGGGAACUUCGAGCCACAACGACGUCGACCUGAGCUGGAUCCCUCAGGAAACGCUCAACCAGAUCAACAAAGCGUCUCCAAAAAGAUCUCCUCGCAAAAGAAGCCAGAAACGCUCGGCCGGCUCAGACGAGUGACGGGCGCCUGACGACGCGGCGGCAGAACUUCACCCGACCGUCUACGUGAGAGGAGGUGAUGGAGGAGAUGAUGAUGGAGGGCUGUGAGCACCACAGCGAGCAAACUCUGCUCUCUACUGAGAAACUUUAACCAGUGCCAAGCUCAGCGAUGGCUGGCUCUCUACUUUCAGCUUAAAACUGUUGAACACACACACACACACACACACACACACACACACACACACGAUCACAGGAGGUGUGUUGGGUUUAAAAAAAAACAUUUUUCUAUAAAGGUUGUUGGUUUUUCUUUUUUUGUUUGUUAGUCAGAAAACUGCUGAGUCAUCAUUGUGAGAUUAUGACGUUGUUGUUGUUGUUGUUGUUUACCUCCCACUCUGGUGUCGGGCUGUAACGAAAUGUGGAUUAAUCGAUUUGAGUCGACAGGCGAAAUGAAUUGUCAGGAUGUCUCUGAACAUCCGAGUCACUGUUUUCUACGUCUUACGACCCAAUAAAUGAACAAACUGCAGAUUAACUUGAUUAGUUUGAGUCACGGUAAACAAGCGCAGGGUUUGUUUUUUUUUUUUCUUUCUGUUUUCGUGUUUCUGCGAGGACUCGUUGCCGUCAGAGUCCAGACCUUCUUUUUUUUUCGCCGACUUUCUGAGACCUUUUGCGCGAGAACGCAAUCCCGCAGACGGCGCACGAGAACGAGAACGUGGACGGCGUCCAUUUCAAAUUCUCUUUCCGACCUCCUAAAUGGUUUCUGAAUCGUCUGAUGGUAAAUUAAAUGUUUGUUUUGAUCCGCUCACUGUUGCAACAAAGAGCGGAUCAAACGGUCUUGUGAACCCCCGGUUGCUCGCCUGUUUUGGGCAAUGGAGGCGUCGAAUGUCAGGCGAGUGAAGUGAACUCUCAAACUCGUGACUUGUUUUCUACUCUUCUCAAACUUUCAAACUCUUCUCUCCUCAAGCAGCUUUUUGUUUUUCAAAAUCAGAAAAAUAAUUUGCCAAACGGUGAAUUUGCGUCUUUUGUUUUGGGGUUUUUUUUGUUUCUUUUUCUUUGGAUUGUUCAAAACUGUUGAACUGGCUGAAGCACUGGUGUAAAUACUGGCUGAUGAUCGAUGAUGAACUGAGAGCGAAAUUAACGAGCUAAUUUAUUCGAGUGACCGAUCUGGGGGGUUUGAACAGGGAGGUUUUGUGCACUGUUUUUUUUUUUUUACCACUAGAUGGCGACACUGGCUCACUCUGCAGGUCGUAGAGUUCCUGUACCACACUGAGUUUUGCUUCUGAGUUUUUGGACGUGAACUGUUCCUGCAUGUCGGACUCGGAAGAUCCAGACAGGAAACACGCGAUCCAAAUCCACAGCCGAGGCUUGUCGGUACCACUCGAACGGCCACAGAGAGCUGAGCUCAUGUUUAGGUUUUCUAAAACUAUGGGGCUGUCAUUCAUAGAUAGAAGCUGAUACUUUUAUUGCUUUUAAAUGUGCAGGAAAUAAACUUUGAUGAUUUGCUGUCG
Molecule: messenger RNA, 2464 nt
Organism: Larimichthys crocea (large yellow croaker)
Lineage: Eukaryota; Metazoa; Chordata; Actinopteri; Sciaenidae
Gene: ssr1
Product: signal sequence receptor, alpha
Exons: 10
Coding region: 99-980 (293 amino acids)
Cellular component (GO): endoplasmic reticulum; endoplasmic reticulum membrane
Source: RefSeq, a predicted model, not a curated record